AUGGCUAUUGAAGAAAAAGCUAGCAUCGACACUUUGCUAAUUGCCGCAGAGGUUUUAGAACGCGACGUUAUCAAAUCUGGUAAGAAAUACGAUAAUCAGAGCUUUCGAAUUUCCUGCAAUUUUAGACAAAAAUUCUCGAUCCAGUGGUAGAGACCACUACGCAGGGAAUGGCCUUGGUGAGCAGGUUUUUCGAUCGUAAGCGUUUUGGAUUCUUAAGUCCAUAUUUUAAAAUUUCUUAGAAUUCCUUAUCAUGCUGAAACUUUCAAAAAUAUGGCAAAUAUGAACUGGCGAAAUCCGGGCUCCGGGACUUUCCUCUCCAAUUCAAGAUCACAGGUACUAGUCGAACUUUUGUCAUUUCUACAAAUUACUUGAUAGAUGGACAAAUAUCUCUGAGUGUGUUCUAUCUGGGUUCCGCCAUAUUCUUAGGAAUUCUGAGUCUCCACAAUGAUGGUGCUCGUACCUAGUUAUAUUAACACUUGCAUUCUCGGUGAUCUAAGAUGUUUCCUUCUUUACAUACCUUGAAACUUUUUAUGAGAUUGGGGACUUCUGUCUGUCUUAGUUUACUGUGGUGUCCAUCGCGAGAGCACAUCUCAAAACUACCCAAUUUACGCGGAACACCCCGCUUGCUAAGUUCCGCGAAGACGGACUUUUACGGUCAGACCAGGCCCAACCUUUACAACCUCCUAUUGUUCACCAUAAAUUUGUCAGGAUUUAAUGUAGCUAUCUGCCCUCUUUGCCUUAAAAUACAGCACCAUUGCCGUAUUGUUUUUCAGCAUGGACGCUAUACCACAGUUUUCUACUUAGGAACUAAAAGUAUAAAUCGCCCGGCUGUGCAUUUGUUUCCAGAUUUACUCAUCCGUUUUGGUGCGACCGGUUGAGCUUGGUCUUCUAUUCCCUUUCUUCUUUUCCAUAAGUUUUAUUCUACGUCUACUCCGUUAAUUGAUCUUUUGCGUUUAACAGUUCCUUAUAAUCUUCUAAAAUCCGUCAGGAAGACACCAUGUGUACGGCAGGCCGAAUGUAUUUAACCCGCUAUCAUUGGGUCUCUAGUAGACUUGGUGAGCUACAUGACCCACGAGGUGAUUUGGACCAGGGACAAAAAUCAAAAUAUCACCAGCAUUUUUUGAAUUCGCUCAUUUCCGUCAGUUAAUACAGAAAUUAAUUUCGUUUCAAACAAGCAGAUUUUCUUUGAAAACCUCUCUAAGUCAGUGUACGACGCACGACAUUCACAUUCUUAGUGGUUGCUGGGAAUAAGAUCUGUACGAAAUGCCUUCGUUCAACUGUAGAGUUUAUAGAAUUGGGCUCUUGAAAGGGGUUUUUCUUGCGGGCAAGUAUUAGGGUUUAAGGACCGGCUAAUUUAAGGAGUUGUGAGAAGCAUUCCUGACUCACCUACCUGAAGAAAUACUUUCAGAAGACGGGGCUAAAGCAGCCCACUCGAGCCUGUGUGACAAUCGGGUGGUUAUUGUUUUGUGUCUAACUUCCUCGUCAUGUAACUGAAUACUUCGUUUCCUUUACUGUGCUGUGUAUAGUGUCGGAUACGAAUGCCAAUUUAAAGUGCGCCAUUUAAUUUCUGGUCUGUUUCCAUCUGGUCCAUUAGUAUUUCCUGUCCCAAAACCUUAUUUCACACCGUUUUUUCCAAACGACAGCGUCGGUUUGCAUGACGGGUCACCUUACAUUCUGUCUAUUGCGUUCGCGCUCUUGUACAAAAAAGUACCCUCCUCUUGAAACUGUCUGGUUACUAACUGUGAAUGGUUGAAGUCAAAAUACAAGUUCUUUCAUCAAGUAAAGUUUUUCUCGCAUAAAUUUUCGGUUAAAACACUCCGUAAUGCCUCUACAUCACAAAGUAUAAAUUAUGCCCAUUGCACCACUAAGAAGACCGCCAUGUUCGUGCCUUUAGAAGGCUUUUCGUGGUGUUUAUGGCGGAAGUAAAACUCGAUUUAUGAUCACAUGCCUACACAGUGGCACUUAUCACUAGAACUUACUUUCCGCGUAUAUACUGCUGCGUCUUCCGGAGGCUUUAGUAGAAAUUUAUUACUUCAUCCCUAUCUUAUAACCUCGCGAGCCAUGUUUUAGGGAACUUUUUGUGAUGGCGCACCUCUGUCGUUCGUGUCCUUCCUUAGAGCCUUAUUUUCUGGCCCUGUAGUAUAGAAUUAAACUUUUAAAGUCUUUCUCCACUUCUAAUAAUAUUCUUACUCCAAGAGCUUUAUAACCGAGACAAAUCAUUUAGAUUGUUUUGGUAUUCAUUUUGUCUCAUGUCAGGCUCCUGAUGGGGCGAGUCGAUUUUUGUCUCUCAAAGCAUUCAUAGCCAACAUCUCAUUCAGCUUUGUAUGCAGACCUUAGCCAAGAUGUGACCCCUAUUUUCUCUAACAAGACAAGCUGAGACUUUAAAGGAUGUAUUCUGUGGCCAACCUAAACACUCGCAUUUCUAACCCAGCUGUUCCUCUCGUUGGGAUUUUUUAAAUCUCUACCUCGCAAACGUCAUAUUGACGUUGAAUUGGGCCGUAAACCAUCGACCUGCUAAUACUGAUGCUUCAGCCCGUCUGGACCAGCUCUCUUUGGCAUACGCAGGAGCUAUCAUCCUGAUCUGCGUCAAGUACUUUCCGUUGCUGCUCGUCCUCUUAAUUCGUUUUUUUGCGGGCGACAAGUUGUUAUCGUAUCCUUUGCGUACCAGUACUACGGUUUUACCCGAUUUUGGAUCAAUAUGUUCAGCGUUUUUUCUCUAAUCUAGAAAAUUGAAGACCAUUGGAAACCAACCAACCCAGCUGAUGAAAUUGAGCCAAGAACACACUUCUGACACUUUGGAUGGGGCUGGGCAUGGAACUAUGGACACCUCAUAUUAUUGGUGAUCUUGCUCCAGAUUCCAAGGGUUAGGGUUGGGGCUAGUGUUAGUGUUAAGGUUAGUGCAAAACCUAGGGUUGGGUUUACGAAGGUUAGUGUUACGGUUAGUGUUGGGGUAAGUGUUAGGAUUGGGGUAGACGGUAGGACACGGAAGUAGAAACCCCCAGAAAUUUAGCGGGAAGUCGUCUGCAGUACCGGCAGGGGGCGUCUGUGUUCCCGUGUUCGACCUUGGCUUCUUCUUGAAAUCCAUGCUGUUGGCGUCGACUCUGGACCUCCGGUCUUUCGUAGCUAGUUUAUUACGUUCUUCAGGUUCCGUUUUGUGGCGAUCACGUCUGCCUCUAUCGUUGCCUACUCUUUGAGGAGCAUUUCUCAAAAUACUCUUACUAUUGCGAAGGCAUAGUUUGUUGGAAUAUUUUCAGGUAAAAAUCUACUUCCGAGUAAAUUUCUCUUUCCUCUUUUUCUUCCCUAUUUUUGGCUGUUACCUCUUGAAUAUUCGCUUCCGAACUCUUUCUGGAAUGCCGUGAGCGCGAUUAUUGAUCCUUCUACGGUUUAUCGAUUUUUUGCCAAAGUCGCGUGCCCUUGCCUCGUCCGCAUGCCCUCUCAAGGUCACACAAUUGCUCGGAGGUUAAAUCGCACUCAAUCAUUGAGGGGUUUUACCGACAGGACAGACGGGCAUACGCCACUUUUGUGAUAGUGGCCGCUUUGCAGCCAGUGCCUAAACAGCUGCACUGACAAGCGAUUCUGAAUUCGCCCUAUGGCGUAAUUAUGGCGUGUUUGUUAACUUGAUUAAGGCACGCGUACACCCUCCCUUUUUUCAGUCGUUUGUUUAAGUUAGACUGCUGUUUCUUGACUGUGCACACAAAGUUGUGACUUUUUAUCAUAUGCACGCUGUAUAUUCUGCCAUUUCCUCCCACGCAUUGCGACACCACUUUUGUUCUAAAAUUAUUCGAUGUAACUAUUUUCUAGGCUUAUCCAGUUCGGUGUCUUUGGCGCCUUUAAGGCCUGCCCAUGCACCAACCUGUAAUUAUAUGGCCGUCUGCUUUUCAAAAGUCCAUUUCUCGGGUUAUUUUAAAGGUUAUAAGUCCCUGAUUGCCCCCUUAGGUCCAUCCGAGCGCUGUCUGAAGUUAACCCUUCUUUAAUAUCUUCCUUUUCUUGAGCAAAACCCUGUCUGCCGAGAUGGGGCGUGUGUUCAAUCAGUUUGGUACAGAAUACUUUUUGUUCUGCUAGAAAUGUUGAAUUUUUCCUCCUUUAGUUGACUACGGCGCCUUUUAUGGCCGCAGCGACAGAGAAACGCCGGCACUCCGCCAUCACACCACCCUACUUUGCCGUGGACGACCCCUACCACCAGUCCGUUGCUGCUGCUGCUGCUGCAGACCUCUCGAGUUUGGCCGCCGUAGGUGCUACCCUCCCCCAAGAUUGGCUCAGAUCUCUUUCCCCUCACCGCUCCUUCGCCGGUUCGAAGUGGGCUCAGCCCUCCGUCAGUAACAAUACUCGGGCUGGAGUCCCACUGCCCUCCACAUCCGCCUCCCUCUCCGGUGAGCCCCUUGUUUCCUCUCAAUAACCCUGUUUUCAACUUCCCCAGUCUUUGGUCUGCUUUUGCUGAAAGCCCACUUACGUACGUACUGGUCAUGUUGUAUUUUGACACUCCGUUUGCUUCGCGGAACCUCUCGUUGGCUUUCGGUGAUUUUGCUGUUACUAGAUGUCCUGCAGAUUAUCUGCCUAGCGUUUUCAAGCCCGGCCAGUUUAUCUUGUCUGUGUCACAGUUAAACCGAGCAGGGCCUCCGCAUUUCCUCGCCAGUAAGAGUGGUAAUAAUAAUAAUAAUAAUCGUCGUCGUCGCCGCCGCCGCCGCCGCCGCCGCCGCCGCUGUCGCAUCAUCAUCCUCAUCAUCGUCGUCGUCGCAUCAUCAUCAUCAUCAUCAUCAUCAUCAUCAUCAUCAUCAUCAUCAUCAUCAUUGUUGUUGUUGUUGUUGUUGUUGUUGUUGUUGUUUUUGUUUUUGUUUUUGUUGUCGCCAUUGCCAUUGUCAUCACCACCAUUACCUCAACAAUCAAUUGGAAGACUGAUAUGGCCAUGGAAAAGUAAUCUACAUUGCACUAGGAAACUCAUGGCCAAGGCAGAGUAGCAGUAACUAAGCAGACCCCUCGUUUUGAGGUUCCUAGCUGGAGAUGAAGAUGAGAGUGUGCCGGUGGGUCUGCAUUUUCUGUGAGCACCUAUGCGCUCACUGAAAGUGUUGCAGGAAUUUUUACCCCAGCAACUCGACCCUCUCAAUAGUGCCUCCACCACACUCCAACACAGGUGCUAAAUAAAAGCUCAAACACUUAAUUUUCCGAUGUUUAGUUGUGUCGUGCUUCACGGCAACCCUAGUUAAUCCUCAAUAUUUUUACCACAAUACUCGCAAAAUAGUCGGUGAGCAUAGUUUGGGAAGAUUAGACGCCGUUUUCAAAUAAGCUGUCUGAAGAAACACUACCAACAGAGAUACGGAAAAUCAGAAGGAAACCGCAUGUGGUUUGUAUGCCCUUUUCAAUAAGUUAUGCCGACAGUUCGACCGUCGAUUCCGACGACGUCCACCGUGUGCUACACAGUAAGGUGCAGCAGUCACGGUGACUUGCGCGUGAAUUAGUUUAUAGUGAUAGUAGACUUGCGCAGCAUCUACCGCACUCCCUCCUUCCCACUUCCCACCUGAGUCCGGUGUCAAGACAGAGUCAAGAAGACCGGAGACAGCGAGGGCGCAGUUGACUGGCACGGCCGGACCCGCACCUUGGCGUGCCACCACACUCCCUGGUCCACAACACACAACUGACCAAGAUAUUUCACCACCAACAGCAAAAACAACAACCACACCCCAACAGGAGUCAGAGGUACGAAGAUGACUGGGCAGCCAUGUUCACCAUGUGUAUACCCAGCGGGAGCGCAAGUGCAUAUACCAGAUAGGGACCAGGUGUUAGGAAACUGCCAGCGCACACUAGGUUACAAGGGCCAUAAUUUGCUGAUACUGGCAUAGCACACGCUUUCAGACAUUUUGAAUAAGUAAUGCACUGGGGCCAAAAAGACCUGCGAUUCGGACCUAACUGCAGUUGCUCCUUCAACCACCAUUUUUUUGUAAGCCGUUCGGCCACCGCACCUGAGUCCACCUCCGGCCGUCUUGACCAUGAUGGGAGAGGAGGAAGAGGGUGCAGUAGCGAAAUUAUUUCGUCUGACGACGGGUUGGUGUCACCAGCUCGAAAAUUCACGAGUACAACUCGAUUUUUUCCGACGAGCCUUCUGUCUUCGUCAUAUAUAUAUACUGUGAGAGACCUAUCUCAGGAAAUGUUGACUGAAAUUCUGAAACGUGUUUUCGAUUAGGAAGGAUUACUUAGGCGCGGUUGUAAUAGUAAUUAUCUUGCGGCAUAAUCAUAUAGCAUUUCGGACUCGGCAGGAUGUCGGCUUUUAAACAAACUGCUUUUUACUCUCCUGUAAAAAACAUACUCGGUAAAAAAUGACUACAUAAGUAGCAUGCAUUUUUCUCAUUGAUUUUCGAUGGUCUUGCAAAUUCAAAUAUAUCUUAUAGAAGCCAUAAACAAAAAUAUGCUUUCUUUCAGUCAAUUAAUAGACAAUCACGUCUUCUUUAUAUUUUUUAUUCAAGGAAGGAGUAUAAUUAGGUUUUAAAAAAGUUUUCCAAUUCCCGAAUAAUUUUGAGCCAGAUCUGCCAUUGCAUUAGCGUUUAGCGAUUUCAGUUUACAAGGCGCAUGCUUUCUACGUAAAGAAAAUCACAUAUUCCUCUAUGCCUUUAGGAAGAUACCAUAUAGAGUUUAUAAAAUGUUGUAAUGGAUCCGGACUAUGUUGUACAUUUCACGAGGAGCUGUCAUAAACUGCCAGGUACGAUGCUAUGUGAAUGGACAUUGCGCGGUCUUUAAAAAAUCUCAUAAUUAGACAUUUUUUAAAAACCUAAUUAUACUGCUUUUUGAAUAAAAAAUAUAAAGAAGACGUGAUUGUCUAUUAAUUGACUGAAAGAGAGCACAUUUUUGUUUAUGGCUUCUAUAAGAUAUUUUUGAAUUUGCAAGACCAUCGAAAAUCAAUGAGAAAAAUGCAUGCUACUUAUGUAGUCAUUUUUUACCGAGUACGUUUUUUACAGGAGAGUAAAAAGCAGUUUGUUUAAAAGCCGACAUCCUGCCGAGUCCGAAAUGCUAUAUGAUUAUGCCGCAAGAUAAUUACUAUUACAACCGCGCCUAAGUAAUCCUUCCUAGUCGAAACCACGUUUCAGAAUUUCAGUCAACACUUCAUGAGAUAGGUCACUCACUGUAUAUAUAAUGGUAGGGGGCGCUCACCGAUCCAUUGGCUUCCCGAAGUAAACAAGCUUCGUAUAGUCGAUAGGGGUCACGAACAGGCAGCCACCUACCAGGCCGAAGUCGACCAAGCUAUGAUAACAGAGGGGAGACGACAGAGUCUGGGGGGUAGAUUGAUACAGCACUGUUUCGGGCUUGUUUGCCUUCAUUCAGCCAAUCAUAACCCUGACCACCAACUGGGACCGGAAACACAAACAUGCGCGCAGACACACCUGGAGCAGCUGGUCCACCACUGGGGUCUACCAGAUAGGUCAUAAGCACUUUAUCGAACCGGAGUUCAUCAGUGCCUCUCCACCUGCCAUUCUCUGUCGCUGCAGAUCGGGUAUUUAUUCACUCAGGAAUAGGCGCACACCGAUCCAUUGGCUUCACGAAGCAAACAAGAUCCGUAUGGGUGGCAAAGGUCACGAACAGGCAACCAAUUACCAGGCCGAAGUCGGCGCUCACCGAUCGUUCUUACGGAACUCACUCGUUCCGUUGUGCCUUAAGGGCUCCUUCUCGAGCCCAACCAGCAGCCGCGCGGCGGCGCAUGAUAUAUAGGCAGAAUGGUAUUACCGACAAAGACAAGGGAGACUGGAAUGGCCAUUUCUGGCUUAUUAGCCAUCGUCAGCCAUCCAUACCCAACCCCGAAGUGUGGAACACCUGUGAAUCGAUCUCGCGGCCUGUUGGUUACAAGUCCAACGCCUCUAACCACUGAGCCACGGGCUCGUUGUCCUGUCAGUUAGGGCCAGACUGCGCGCUCAUUGUUUGGAGACACCUAUAUACGUGAUCGUUAGGCUAAAAAUACGGGACGACUGAAACAACCGCUGUUUCAAACUUGUGCAUGCAUGCAGAUACCUAACUGAUGGGUUAGCGGUUUCACCAGUCAAUUUUUUUGAGAGGCAGUCUAGUACUUGUUACAUAGGAAUGAAUCGACACCGAUCUGUUCAUCCGUGCGGCGCAAACAAGUUCCCUCCACCAGCUUAUAUUUCGUGGCCAUCCACUUCCGCCCUAUUCCUGUCGAAUUUUUGUUCCCUUUUGUGCUCAAAGGUGCGAACCGGAUCGCACGGAGAGACGAUGUAUAAAUACGACCGAUCUCCCCACAGAGCAACAGAUCUCGGCAUUCACCGACUUAUCCAUUACUGAGGAUCUUAACGUCCCACUGUUAAAAGGUCCUCGCUCUUUCGUGCAGCCAUUCCGUUUCGUUCUUUAGCACCUCGUGAUUUCCAUUAGGAUAGGGAUAUUUUUGGCUGUUAUGUGGGUUGAGAGUUGGACUGCCUUGGUCUCUUUUGCUUCUGAUCCCUCCCCGCCCCUGGCGUACCCAGCGCCCCGAAAUAUGUCACCCUCUACCGAGCCAGUUCGCGGUCUAUACUGAUACAAGAAGUACUUGCUUACCAUAGAAUGGGACCACACGAGUCCGACAUGUUAUUGUGCCAUUGCAUCAGACCUCAUUUUUCUUUACUUGUUCUCGCUUAAAUUAACAGAUUCCAGCAGUCGGAGUCCCGCCUUCAAUCGGCUGUCACCCACCCUCAAUAAGUCCUCUUUUCCCCUGAACUCCAUGGGCCUCCAUGACUUGCAUGACCGGGGCUUUGGCCGAGGAGGAGGCCGUCAAGGAUUAUCGACCCUCAAUGGCCUUACUUCGUCGUCGUGUCGACUGGAGGCCGACAACACACAGUCUGCAAGUACAGCCACUUCUUCUCCGUCAUCUGCGGCAACCUCCGCCGCCAAUGUCCCACACAAACGCCUUCGAACCGCUCUUCUGGCCGAUCGUCCCGGUGCCCUGUUGGAGAACAGGACAAACGGUCGUGCCUACAGUGACGUCACAGCUCCCUGGAUGUCGUCAGCAGCCUCAGCCUCCAUGACCCGUAGUCUUGUGAUCUCUCGUGACAUUAUCACCUCCGCCAGCGCCGAAUCUCAUGGGUCACAGACUUCUGCUGCUAUCGUCAAUAAUGAGGGCCCACUCCCCAGAGUCACCGUUUCACCCUCCACAUCCACCUCCAGCCGCCAGACUGACUCAUCAGCAGUGGAAACUCCUUCCACUGCUGGUGGUGGAGGCUCGCCAACCCAUGUGAAGCCGCCCUCCACAGCUCCCAGGUUACCGGCAAAGAAGCGGAAAAUUGAUUGGUCCUUUUCAGAUGAUCCCCCAGUUAUGCCACCUCUGAAGGAUCGAGACGGAGCUAAGCUAUCUCUUCCAUGUGGCUUGGAUGGCGCACAGCGAUUGACUGGGACUCCCCAAGGCAGCGGCCUGCUACAGUCAGCAGCCGCCGCAGGAGCUGUGGCACCGCUGAUUGUGGACAGACCUGCUGUCGGACCAGGUAGUGAAGCGAGCGAGCGACCGUUCCCUGCUCUCAGUCAGUCGCAUCUACUUUUGAUCGAACAAGCGCGCCGAAAACAGUCAGAGCCUUUCCUUCUGCCUUCUUCCUCCUCUGUAUCGGGCCUCUGUCUCGAUGCGGCCCUACAUACUAGCCGUAGUCCUCCUACCCAUACGCCAGCUUUAGGUGAGCUCUCGGGCACACGUGCCCCUCCCUCGACCACCACCACCGCCACAGAGGUGCCACCUCCGAUCUCAACCCACUUGCCAGCCCCACAGCCGCCGAGACGGAAGCUCUCCUACCCCAACCUCCUUGACCACCUGUCUUUCAACUAUGACGCCAGUCUCUUCCUGAGCCAACUACAGCGGCAGCGCAACCUUGAAGCGGAACUGCAGGGAAGGAUUCGUGACGAAUCCCACAGGGAAGAAUAUGGUACGCAAAUCUGUUCUCCUACAUUUUGACGCCUCUUAUUCUCUGACACAACAGCUCGUAGGUACAAUAUUCUUGACUGGCCUUCAGUACUUGAGAAUUGCGUGUCUGCUAGUGCCGUUGGUUACGAUUGGCCCUGUGGCUUAAGCACUGAAGGUGGAGUUAGAUGGUGUUCAGAUUGGCAAAGUUGAAAGAUCGGUCUUUCUCUUCUCUCGCUGCCUCGGCCUCUCGAGGGCUGGUUGGCAGGCGUUUUAUCUUUGUGCUUUGUGAGUCACCGCUUCGUCGGGGGGGGGGCGAUCGAACCUUCGUCUGGUGGUCGGUCUGGUGGUUCCUCUUCCUCGCCGAGUAGACUCCGUCGGCCUAUGUAUGGCCUUUGUGGUUACUUGGCCGUGAGCUCUACGGACGUGAUGACGUAAGACUUUGGAGACUGCAGGAAGGUCUAGAUGCCUGUUGAUGGAGUUGGCACCGGGGUACCAAGCCGUGAGUGCUAGCCGUCCUGCUUUUGUGUUGCCCCGUCCUAAGAUGGUAGCUCUCUGGAGAUCAAAAGUAUGCCCUGUUUCUCCAACGUGUGUUGCUAGUUGGGAGUUUGGGUAUAAUCCCCGAGUGGCCGAUUUGCGCUCUUGUAGGCGGGUCUGCAAUUUCCACCCGGUUUCCCCAACAUAAUUUCAGCCGCCCUCAUUGAAACUUAUUUUGUAGACAACUCCUGAGAUUUCAGCGGGUGGCAUUGUGUCCUUAGGUUGCGUGGAAGGAUGGUUCUCCUUCACUGGCUGCACUUGUGAUGUCUGACAAUUCUUCUAGUUAUAAAUAGAAUACGAAACCCAUCCCAUCUUCAAUUGCUUGCUUUCUUCGCACACACAUAUAUAUAUACAUGAAUUUGAAAACAGGCAUCCCAAGGAUCAUAAUUCGGAAGAAAUAAGUCCUUGGGAAAAAUAAAGAUUAGCCAAUCAGAGCAUUACGUCAGCAGGAGUGACAGGGCAAAAUCGAUUUUUUCGGCAUGUUUAAAUGUUAACUGUUUUGAAUACUCACUUCACGUCUGAGGACGACUUUGGGAACCAAGAUCGAAAAUUUACAAUAAGACUUGUUUAUCUUUCCCAAAGAGCUUAUUUCUUUCGAGACAUAUAUAUAGUGCUGAAAGUACGUUCACCGGCCGGGUUAUGUGACAUUCUCGUCUCGCUAUGCCUUGUAGAUCAGUUUAGAGACCUCGCCGGCAUUCGCACAGCGAUUAGUAACAUGUACAUAAGGAGCGUACCGACAAAGACAAGGAAAAUCAGGAUGGUCAUUUUGGGCUUGUUGGCCGUCGUCAGCCAGCCCUACCCGAAUCCGGGUUUGUUGAACCUGAAUCCCGGAUCCGCGUUCUUCUGUCACCGAGUGUUUUUGAGCUCAACACUCACUGGUCAUCUCCAUCUAGCCCUCCGUAACACCGAACCAAGGUCCCAGGACUGGUUAUGCCGAAGUGGUUUGCAUUAG
Molecule: messenger RNA, 11339 nt
Organism: Spirometra erinaceieuropaei
Lineage: Eukaryota; Metazoa; Platyhelminthes; Cestoda; Diphyllobothriidea; Diphyllobothriidae
Source: the annotation of a GenBank genome assembly